AUGGCUUCCCCGGGUGGUCCGAUUGUGAUCAGCGACCGCGCCGUCUUUGUCUCGCAGGUCUUUUACGGGAUCGCCAUACCGCUCCUGGUUCUUUCGACGGUGACGCUAGGCUACCGGAUUUAUAACAUCAAAGCUCGAAGAGCCCUCUGGUCGGAUGGCUGUAUCGUUGUUGGUUAUGUCCUCGCGGUGACGUGUUUUGGCUUAUUCGUACCGCAAAGCUUCCUGACACCAGGGGUCAAGUCACCUGAAGCCAUACUCGAGGGCCAGAAGGGCUCGUUCCUGUCGAUCCCGAUAUGGGGCAUGUCAAUGGGCUUCAUCAAGGCCUCGAUCGGCCUGACCCUCCUAGAGAUACAAAACCAGCGCUGGUUCCAAGUCCUGAUCUGGACCAACAUUGCCGCCUCGGCGGCCUACGGCUUUGGGAACAUGUGGUUCAUCCUCUUCUCGUGCCGGCCGCUGCCUGCCGCGUGGGGUGAUUUUGCCGACCCGACAAAGGCUCAGUGUCUUCCUUCGACCUAUAUACGAAAGGCGGCACUGGCUGGGGCGAUUGUCAGCGUCGCAACCGACCUGAUGCUGUCGCUAGCACCCAUAAGCUUCCUCUGGGCGCUCAAGCGGCCGCUGCGCGAGUGCAUCGUACUGGGGUGCCUCAUGUCGCUGGGGCUGCUGGCCGCCAUGUCGUCGGUGGCCAAGAACCUGAUCAUCGCCGACUUUGGCAAGGACAACGUCGACAUGUGGGCCAUGAACAUAUCCAUCAGCACCUGGACGGCCUGCGAGAUGUUCCUCGGCAUCAUCGCCGCCUGCACGCCCUUCUGCCGCCCCGUCCUCGAAAAGUGCGUCUCCAGCAUGGGCCUGUCCCUGACGGGGACGGCCAGGUCUUCCAAGCCCGCGAGCAAGGGCUACGGGGCCUCUUCGGGCGGACCCGGCGCCUACCGCCGCGGCGCCACGGUCGGCAACGCGUUUGGCCUGUCCCCCACCUGCACGGCGUCGAGCACCGACAAGCCGCGCUCGCAGUUUGAGUCGGACGAGGACCCUCUCCGGAGCGGCAUCGAGCUGCAGACGAAGCAGCUGCAUGCUGGUGAUGGUGGUGGCGGCGAGGGCGGCGAGGGCAGCGGCGGCGGCGGCAGCCCUGGCGAUUCCACCGUGGGCCGGUCCAACUCGGGCAUAUACAAAACUACAGACAUACACGUGCAGACGACAGAGGCUAGCAGCAGCCAGGCCUGGCCGCUGGAGGGGCGGGGAUACUAUCCUGGUUCUGCUGUCUAA
This is a messenger RNA of Pyricularia oryzae 70-15, 1260 nucleotides long. RefSeq lists its product as uncharacterized. Bases 1 to 1260 code for a protein of 419 amino acids. Lineage: Eukaryota; Fungi; Ascomycota; Sordariomycetes; Magnaporthales; Pyriculariaceae. The record is from RefSeq and is a predicted model, not a curated record. The transcript is spliced from 3 exons.